AUGGAUCAUUAUCGGUGUAUGAGGUUUGGUACAUUAAGGUCAUUUUAUCCCGAUGAAUUAAACUUAUCUACAGAACGUGAUAUUCAUAGUAUAGGGGGGGUUGUGAAAUACUGUCCUAAUGGAGGCUCGAAAAAAAAUGAAUGUAAGACAGAUCUCGAUAAAAUAAAGGCUGGAUUUUUAUGGUUAUUUGAACAAAUUAUUGUUAAUAAUAUUGAUAGUUUAAGCAAAGAUCAGAUCGAAAUAUUUACUAUAUACAUUAUUAUGUGGUUCAGUUAUAUGUUAAAUCUAAAGAAUGUUAAGGAGUUUAAUAAUAUAAAUGAGUUUUAUGAUGCGCAUAUAAAGAAUAUUACGGAUUAUAUUAAUUGUAAUACAGAUGGCAAAGAAUGUAAUAGUAUAUUAAAAAAUAAUUUGGGAUAUAAUAAUUUUAAGGAAAUCAUAGACAAAAAAAAGGAUUUAUUGAGUAUUAAUUUGAAAGAUAUGUCUAAUUUUUAUGGUGCAUUUAAAUUAUUAUGUAUCGUACAUACUGAAUUUGAUGCAAACAAGCCAGAAUGUACGAAAUAUAUAGAAAAUGCUAAAAAUUUUGUUGAAAAAUAUAAUGAACUUAAUAACGGUUCUGAUAUUACUGAAAGUAGUCCCUAUUAUCAAGUAUUGUCUACAUUAUCGAAAGAUUAUAAUAAUUUUAAAAAGUAUUGUAAUGAAAAUAAAGGUGAUUGUAAUGAUAUUCCAUCCCUUUUACCAAUAAAAACAAAAGAAAAUGCUGUACAAAGUUCUGCACAUGAUAAUGUACAAAAUUAUGGAGUUACAUCGUCAAGUCCGUCAAUAGCAAACAAAUUAAUUCCAUUUUUAUUGAUACUAGCCACAAUACCAAUUUUUUUAGGAGUUUCUUAUAAGUAUUCGCUAUUUGGAUUUCGGAAACGAUCUCAAAAGCAUAUAAGAGAAAAGCUAAAAAAAUAA
Molecule: messenger RNA, 954 nt
Organism: Plasmodium yoelii
Lineage: Eukaryota; Apicomplexa; Aconoidasida; Haemosporida; Plasmodiidae
Product: PIR protein
Exons: 3
Coding region: 1-954 (317 amino acids)
Source: RefSeq, a predicted model, not a curated record